This is a messenger RNA of Canis lupus familiaris (dog), 3162 nucleotides long. It is a transcript of the gene TFR2, whose product is annotated as transferrin receptor 2. Gene Ontology annotation, molecular function: transferrin receptor activity. The coding region runs from base 254 to 2674 and encodes 806 amino acids. The record is from RefSeq and is a predicted model, not a curated record. Gene Ontology annotation, biological process: endocytic iron import into cell; transferrin transport. The transcript has 18 exons. Gene Ontology annotation, cellular component: external side of plasma membrane. NCBI's taxonomy places the organism in Eukaryota, Metazoa, Chordata, Mammalia, Carnivora, Canidae.
CAGGGAGGGGGCAGGAGUGGGACCAGAGGGAUUGGCAGGGGAGGGCACAGUGCCUCUUCUCAAGCUUGGGCUGGGGGUUCAUAUCUGCAGAGCUGGACUGAGGCCAGGACUGUGCCCCCACCCUUUUGCGGGGAGAAGAACGGCCUGGGCUCAGGCUGCCUGCCAGGGCUGAUAAGGGGCCCUCUAGAGGCUCCCACAAACGGUUUAUCACUGUGGGGGGAACAGCCUACAGGGCUCCGGAGGGGGCACGAGCAUGGAUCGACUUUGGGGUCUACUUCAGAGAACGCAAAGGUUGUCCCCACGACCUUCUCAGACCAUCUACAAGCGUGUGGAGGGCACCCAGCAGUGGCACCUCGAGGAGGAAGAAGAAGACGGGGAGGAGGGGGCUGAGCCAGCAGUCCACUUCUGCCCCAUGGAGCUCAGGGGCCCUGACCUGGGCUCUCGAACAGGGGGGCAAAGCCUUGGACUCUUGGCAGCAACAGGACGAAGGGCUGCCCCCUACCUCAUCCUGACAGCCCUGCUGAUCUUCACUGGGGCUUUCCUUCUGGGCUAUGUGGCCUUCCGAGGGUCCUGCCAGGCGUGUGGGGAUGACGUGUUGGUGGUCAGUGAGGACAUGAACUAUGAGCCAGGCCCAGACUCCCACCAGGGCACACUGUACUGGAGCGACCUCCAGGCCAUGUUCCUGCGGCUCCUGGGGGAGGGGCGCCUGGAGGACAGCAUCAGGCAAACAAGCCUUCGGAAAAGGAUGGCUGGCUCGGCUGGGAUGGCGGCUCUGGCUCAAGACAUCCGCGAGGCGCUCUCGAGCCAAAAGCUGGACCACGUGUGGAUGGACACGCACUACGUGGGGCUGCAGUUUCCGGACCCGGCUCAUCCCAAUACCCUGCACUGGAUCGGUGCGGCGGCCGGGACGCUCGGGGAGCCCCUGCCGCUGGAGGACCACGACGUCUACUGUCCCUACAGCGCCACGGGCAACGCCACGGGAGAGCUGGUGUACGCCCACUACGGGCGGCCGGAAGACCUGCAGGACCUGCGGGCCCGGGGCGUGGAGCCGGCGGGGCGCCUCCUGCUGGUGCGCUUGGGAGAGAUCAGCUUCGCCCAGAAGGUGGCCAGUGCCCAAGACUUUGGGGCCCAAGGAGUGCUCAUAUACCCUGAUCCAGCUGACUUCUCCCAGGAUCCACACAAGCUCGGCCUGUCCAGCCACAGGGCUGUGUAUGGACAUGUACACCUGGGAACUGGGGACCCCUACACGCCUGGCUUCCCUUCCUUUAAUCAAACUCAGUUCCCCCCAGUGCAGUCCUCUGGCCUCCCUAACAUCCCAGCCCAGCCUAUCAGCGCGGACAUUGCCUCCCUCCUGCUGAGGAAGCUCCAAGGCCCUGUGGCCCCCCAGAAAUGGCAGGGGCGCCUCCUAGGCUCCCCUUAUCACCUGGGCCCUGGGCCAGGCUUGCACCUCAGAGUCAACAACCACAGGGUCUCCACCCCCAUCAGCAACAUCUUUGGCUGCAUUGAGGGCCGCUCAGAGCCAGAUCACUAUGUGGUCAUUGGGGCCCAGAGGGAUGCGUGGGGCCCAGGAGCGGCCAAGUCUGCUGUGGGGACAGCCAUACUUCUGGAGCUGGUGCGGACUUUUUCCUCCAUGGUGAGCAAUGGCUUCCAGCCCCGCAGGAGUCUUCUUUUCAUCAGCUGGGACGGAGGGGACUUCGGGAGUGUGGGCUCCACAGAGUGGCUGGAGGGCUACCUCAGCGUGCUGCAUCUCAAAGCCGUGGUCUAUGUGAGCCUGGACAAUGCAGUGCUGGGAGACGACAAGUUCAAUGCCAAGACCAGCCCCCUUCUGAUCAGCCUCAUAGAGAACAUCCUGAAGCAGGUGGACUCUCCUAACCGCAGCGGGCAGACCCUCUAUGAGCAGGUGGUGUUCAACAAUCACAGCUGGGAUGCUGAAGUGAUCCGGCCACUGCCCAUGGACAGCAGUGCCUAUUCCUUCACGGCCUUUGCGGGGGUCCCUGCCGUCGAGUUCUCCUUCACGGAGGAUGGCCAGGCGUACCCGUUCCUGCACACGAAGGACGACACGUAUGAGAACCUACACAGGGUGCUGCGGGGCCGCCUGCCCGCCGUGGCCCAGGCUGUGGCCCAGCUCGCUGGGCAGCUCCUCAUCCGUCUAAGCCACGAUCACCUGCUGCCUCUGGACUUUGGCCGCUACGGGGACGUGGUCCUCAGGCACAUCGGCAGCCUCAACGAGUUCUCUGGGGACCUGAAGGCCCGUGGGCUGACCCUCCAGUGGGUGUACUCGGCGCGAGGGGACUACAUCCGGGCGGCCGAGAAGCUGCGAAAGGAGAUCUACAGCUCGGAGGAGAGCGACGAGCGGCUGAUGCGCAUGUACAACGUGCGCAUCAUGCGGGUGGAGUUCUACUUCCUGUCCCAGUACGUGUCACCGGCCGACUCCCCGUUCCGCCACAUUUUCCUGGGCCGCGGAGACCACACGCUGGGCGCGCUGCUAGACCACGUGCGGCUGCUGCGCUCGGAUGGCUCCGGAGACCCGGGGGCCUCCCCCUCCCAGGUGACUCCGGGUCUGGGCUUCCAGGAGAGCCGCUUCCGACGCCAGCUGGCCCUGCUCACCUGGACGCUGCAGGGGGCCGCCAAUGCACUUAGUGGGGACGUCUGGAACAUCGAUAACAACUUCUGAGGCCCCGGGGCGGGGGUGGGGGGGUGGGGUGGGGGGCAGGGCUGGGGGGCAUGUGCCCCCAGCUCCUGCCUGGAGCUCCUGCCUCCCCGUUAGUAUUUUCUGGGUGAGGGAGGUGCCUAGUACCACCUCUCAUUGCUGACCUAUUUCUCAUUGGCCUUUCCCAUCUCUGCAAAGGGCCCAGCCAAGGUGCGGGCUCAGACACCCACACCCUGGCCCCACAGUAUAGGAGUCGGUGAGCAGUGCCUUCCACAGUGGGCCGGCAAUACAGUCAGCUAAUCUGAGAGCCUCCGCUCCCUCACUGCACAGCCCCUUACCCUUCGGGAGAGGGCCCCCCCUUUGGAAGGUUUCCUGGGCCCUGGGACAUAGCUAGCCCUCUUGCUGGGAGAAUGGCUGAAACCACAGCCUAGAGCCCCAGCAGGUGGUCUGUGGCAGGAGAGGCUGGGGUUUGGACCUUAAUAAACCAUCUGGUGACUUCUUGUUUAUAGGCA